GAAGAUUUUACAUGUUCUAUAGGACAAACCUCUAAUAAUUGGAAUCAGCUUAACCCUGAAGCAAUAGUUAUUUCAUAACAAAUAUGACAACAUGUUUAUUUAAUGUACUAACGUUAAUUUACAAGGAGCGUCAGUGUAAGGUAGAAUACAAGCAGGUUCAGACACAGACAAUGUUUGUCUAAUGCUACCUUAAAUUUCACUCUUUGUUUAUUUCACUAGUCACCACCUUGAGAUGUCAUUUUUAGUGUACCAAACAAUAGCUACAGUUGAUAUUUGGAAAUUUCAUUUUAUGCAUGGUACCACCAAAUCAGUUGAACCAUUUUGUACAAUAGGAAACUUCCCUUUGCCCUCCCUUUCGCUCCCAAUAAAUUAUCAUGUCAACAAAUCACAAAAAGAUGUUCUUUACAAGGACUAUGUUAAUCAAUCACCUAUUCACUUUCACUACCAAUUCAUGGAUUGGAAUGCAGGCUUCUCUUGUAAAGUUCAAGAAAUUCUACCUGGAUUCAGAACUGUUUUCAAAUGUACCGUACCAGACUCCGGGAAGGUGGAACUACAGUACUUGAAUAGAUUCACUGGGAUUACUGGAUGCAUUGGAUUAUUAGGAAACGAAGAAGGAGCAUAUGACCCUGUUGUAAAAUUAUCAGGCCUUUUAGGAACAAGCAUUCUGUCCCUGGGAGCCAAUGUUGCCUUGCACAUACCAACAAGAUCAAUAACCAAGUUGACUGCUGGCUUCGGCUUAAACACUGCCUUCCUUGAAGCUUCAUUGACCUUGCAUGACAGCUUUGACACUCUAAAAGCGACCAUUUAUCACGAAGUGAACCCCCUAACCCAGACUGCCAUUGCAACACAGGUGAAGCAUAGCUUGUCACUCAAGGAAACUGGUGUCACCAUUGGUGCUCAGCAUGCAUUUUUUCCAGAAACAUUGCUAAAGGCUCGGUUUGACAGUUCUGGCAAAGUAGGUGCUCUCAUUCAACAAGGAUUUUGGCAGAGAUUUUUUGUGACUAUGGCCAGCGAAAUAGAUUUUGGGGCCACAGAUGAUAAGAUUCCGAAGGUUGGAGUCUCCAUGGCUCUAAGACCCUAAUCUAUGCCCAGGAGAUAAGCUUUCGUGUUAAACUGAGAAGUUGCUGGAUGAGGAGACUUUCAAACAAUGACACAAAUUGGAUAUAGAUUCUUCAAUAUCCAACGACAGUACUAAUAUUAGAUAUCUAUUUAUCACUUCUACUUUCUGAAGUUUAAAAUCAUUCAAGCUUAUUCGUAUACAAAAUUAGUCUCUGAAAAUAGCUCUAGACUUGUUUACUUCCAUUUUCGACAAUGUUUAGGAUUAUUCCUAAAGGGGAGAGAAGAUUUCUACAAUUAAAAAGAACCCUGAAAUGCAAGCAAACCUUCAGAUUCUGAGGGACAAAAUUGUGUA
Messenger RNA from Medicago truncatula (barrel medic), 1411 nucleotides. RefSeq names its product mitochondrial outer membrane protein porin 1. The transcript has 5 exons. Bases 233 to 1081 code for a protein of 282 amino acids. Gene Ontology annotation, molecular function: voltage-gated monoatomic anion channel activity. Gene Ontology annotation, cellular component: mitochondrial outer membrane. Gene Ontology annotation, biological process: monoatomic anion transmembrane transport. The record is from RefSeq and is a predicted model, not a curated record. Lineage: Eukaryota; Viridiplantae; Streptophyta; Magnoliopsida; Fabales; Fabaceae.